GGGCGGGGGCGGGCGGCGGGCGGCAGCGGGCUCAGCUCUGCGCGGUGCGGCAGCGGUAGCGGCAUCAUCGGCGGCGGUAGCGGCCCCCCCAGCUCCGCGCCGCUCCGCGCUUUCCCCCAUCCCCACCCCUGGCCGCCCCCAUGGCCACCAAAAUCGACAAGGAGGCGUGCAGGGAGGCGUACAACCUCGUCAGGGACGAUGCCACCGACGUGAACUGGGUGACUUUUAAGUACAAUGGCUCUACUAUCGUCCCUGGAGACCAAGGGGUAGACUACGAAACCUUUAAAAGGAAGUGCACAGAUGAUGUUCGAUUGUUUGGCUUUGUGAGAUUCACCACUGGCGAUGCCAUGAGCAGGCGAGUCAAGUUUGCUCUCAUCACUUGGAUUGGAGAGGAUGUCAGUGGCCUGCAGAGAGCCAAAACUGGGACCGACAAGACUCUGGUCAAAGAAGUAGUACAGAACUUUGCCAAAGAAUUUGUGAUCAGUGACCACAAAGAGCUGGAUGAAGAUUACAUCAAGAAUGAGCUGAAGAAAGCAGGAGGGGCUAACUAUGAUGCACAGACUGAGUAAACGCACAAACCUCUGGGCACCAUCACCUGGAUCUCAAAGGGAGGGGAAAGGCACAACCAAGUAACACAAGUGAGAGAUGAGGCAACUGAAAUCCCCAGCUUUCUGUGUGUGCAGCUAAGAACUCCCUUUCUUUGCAUACAAUGGACUUUCAUUUUCCAACCCAUAUCAUGAAACAUCCCUCUCUGGGGUUCUGUUUUUGUUUUCUCCCCAUUUUUUUACUCACAGCUCUGUCCAUCGUCUCACAUCUGUGGAAUUUAGGUUUGGGUCUGCUUUGCUCUCUUAUUCAGCACCGUGUUUGUAGAGGCUUGCCAUUGUGUCCUUCUUCCUAUGCAUGCAUGUCUGUGUGUCUUAUUUGGGUUCAACUUUGGUCUCCAAGAGGAGAAAGUUUUGUGGAAGUUCUUAACACUCAUUGUUUUCUCUUUUUGCUUUUAAAUUUGUUCCAACUAAUAUUCUUGGGAACAAUUUUUUUUUUUUUGCUGUUCUAGGCUCAGAUCAACUUAAGCUGACUUUGCUCACGUCUUAAGUUGUCAGAGCUUAAAUGUCCAGGCAAGAUGUUAUCUAACAGCUUAAACAACAAAGCUGUUAAACAACAAAUUCUUCAGCUCAUGACAAAUGGGAAUAAAUUUGCCUUAAACCUUGUUUGAGAGUUGCUAUGCUACGUGCUGCAUCUCUAUCCCUCCCUCUCAAAAAUAAGAUCCAACUCGAUCUGAAUGCAGGGGUUUGGGGGUGGUUUUUUUUGAGGCACAGUAAAUUGAGGGGCUUAGAAAUGUCUGGACACUUGGUCACUAUUUUGUGUACUUUGGUCUCUGGGUUUGUAUUUGACUUUCCUAAUGCUGGGACUCAGGAGGUGAAACUGAAAUGCAUAGAUUUCCUUUUUAAAUGAUGUCUGCAAAGAUAGCUGCUGAGCCCUACAGGCCCUCCCUGCCCGUGUUCCCCCUGGGUUAUUUUGCAGCUCAACACAACACCCUCAGUUGUUUGGGGCCUUCGGGCAGUGAACCAUCCUCUACCUGUGACCAAGGGAUGAAGCAGGGCAGAGCUGCCCCAGUAAGGAUGAAACACUCAACAGCUGAAGCCCAGAGAUAACCUGGGCACUGUUUGUUUUGGUACCAAACUGUUUGUUUGAGGGACUUCUUUGUAUGGCUUGGUUGGUUUCUCUUUUUUUCCCCAUCAAAGGUAACUGUCCCCAGAAUUAUGUGGAAGGAGGACACUGUGUUGUACAGGGGCUUGGGAUUCAGUGCUAUAAACCCAUUGCAGAAAUAAAUGUUUUUCAAGAACA
Pogoniulus pusillus (Red-fronted tinkerbird) is the source of this 1845-nucleotide messenger RNA. It is a transcript of the gene COTL1, whose product is annotated as coactosin like F-actin binding protein 1. Gene Ontology annotation, cellular component: cortical actin cytoskeleton; site of polarized growth; actin filament. Bases 141 to 569 code for a protein of 142 amino acids. The transcript has 4 exons. The record is from RefSeq and is a predicted model, not a curated record. NCBI's taxonomy places the organism in Eukaryota, Metazoa, Chordata, Aves, Piciformes, Lybiidae. Gene Ontology annotation, molecular function: actin filament binding. Gene Ontology annotation, biological process: regulation of actin filament polymerization.